Cryptomeria japonica (Japanese cedar) is the source of this 775-nucleotide messenger RNA. Its product is annotated as protein S40-3. The record is from RefSeq and is a predicted model, not a curated record. The transcript has a single exon. Lineage: Eukaryota; Viridiplantae; Streptophyta; Pinopsida; Cupressales; Cupressaceae. The coding region runs from base 68 to 541 and encodes 157 amino acids.
AUAAAAGAUCUGAUUCGAUAAUCACAGCAGAGACCUAACUACAGGUUUUAGUAUUAUUUUGUGAGGAAUGGAGAAGGAUGGAGGAGCUACCGGUUGUCGCAGGUUACAGUCGGGCUUGAGUCGAGUGGAUUUGCUUCUGGGCUUUGCUGAAAGCCUUCCCACACAUGAAGAUCUGGCCGAUUUGAUGGAAAAAGAUGUGAUGUUCAGAGAUGAAGAAACCGAAGCAGCCGGUGUUUAUGGUGUUAUGGGUUUAACUAGGAAUAUCAAUACAUUCCAGCGCAGAGAAAGUAAAAAGAGGGAGAGAUCGAAAUGGCAAUGUUGUAAAUCUGCUCCUGUUAGUGUUCCCGAGUGGCCCAAACACAAAGUUUCAGAAGGAUUUGAUGAUGAGGACGAUGAAAUUGUAGUGAGGCCUCCUCAUGAGCUCCUUGCUCAUUAUAAUACCAGUUUUUCUGUUUUAGAAGGGAUUGGGAGGACUCUGAAAGGAAGAGAUCUCUGCAGAGUACGUAAUGCUGUUUUGAAAAUGACUGGGUUUUUAGAUUAGUGGUAUUCAUUGAUGCACACAAUACCUUUGCUUUAAAAGCAAUUUCUCCAAUAAAACUGGUCUAGAUUUUCCCAUAUGGGAAGUUCAUGUUGUCUCAUUACAUAUAAACACUGUGGUAAACCAGCACAUUGUUGGAAGCACUGUUGAUUCGUUUAUGGAUUUUUUGAUUUAUGAAUUCAAUUUUCCAGUCUCAGUUUGCAGCGUGGAUUAUAGAUUUUAGAACUCGGAUCUUUG